Monopterus albus (swamp eel) is the source of this 1357-nucleotide messenger RNA. RefSeq names its product solute carrier family 10 member 2 (gene slc10a2). Gene Ontology annotation, cellular component: apical plasma membrane. The record is from RefSeq and is a predicted model, not a curated record. NCBI's taxonomy places the organism in Eukaryota, Metazoa, Chordata, Actinopteri, Synbranchiformes, Synbranchidae. Bases 1 to 1113 code for a protein of 370 amino acids. The transcript has 6 exons. Gene Ontology annotation, molecular function: bile acid:sodium symporter activity. Gene Ontology annotation, biological process: bile acid and bile salt transport.
AUGACUACCAUGGCCCCUGCCUGCAGCUCUGCUGCCACAAUCUGUUCAGGCACAAACUGCCUUGUACCUUCCAGUGACUUUAAUGCAACGCUGAGCCUGGUUUUGGGCACAGUGCUCACUGUAGUCCUGGCUAUGGUCAUGUUCUCUAUGGGCUGCACUGUGGAUGCCAGAAAGUUGUGGGGCCACAUCAGGAGGCCCUGGGGCAUUAUCAUUGGCUUCAUCUGCCAGUUUGGCAUCAUGCCUUUCAUAGCCUUUUCACUGUCGCUGGCCUUUGGUGUGCUGCCUGUACAGGCAGUCGUCAUCAUCAUUAUGGGUUGCUGUCCUGGAGGCUCUAGCUCUAAUAUUAUCUGCUACUGGCUGGAUGGAGACAUGGACCUCAGUAUCAGUAUGACAACUUGCUCCUCUAUCCUGGCCUUGGGGAUGAUGCCUCUUUGCCUGCUCAUUUACACCUCCAUCUGGACUUCAUCCGACACUAUCCAGAUCCCAUAUGACAGCAUUGGCAUCACUCUAGCAGCCCUUCUUAUCCCAGUUGCCUUGGGAAUGUAUUUAAAAAGCAGGUGGCCCCUCAUCGCUAAGAAGAUCCUCAAGGUGGGGUCCGUUGUAGGCGUUCUUCUCAUCAUCAUCACAGCUGUGGUUGGAGGAGUUCUCUACCAGUCCUCUUGGACCAUUUCUCCCUCAUUGUGGAUUAUUGGAACUAUCUACCCCUUUAUUGGUUUUGGUCUGGGGUUCCUCAUGGCCCGGUUUGUGGGCCAACCCUGGUACAGAUGUCGAACCAUUGCGUUGGAGACAGGCUUCCAGAAUACCCAGUUGUGCAGCACCAUUGUCCAGUUGUCCUUCAGCCCUGCUGACCUGGAAGUCAUGUUUGCAUUUCCCCUCAUCUAUAGCAUCUUCCAGCUAAUUGUGGCAGUCUCCUUUGUGGGAGCCUACCAGGCAUAUAAAAGGUCAUGCCGCCAUGGUUCAGCUGAUGCAGACAGCGAGGCUCCGUCACUGGAGGCUGGUGAUGCUGAACCAGCUAAACAGAAGAGCUAUGCUGUGGAAAAUAGCUCUUUUGAGCAUGAUGAAAAUGGCAACAGUGAGAAAGCUAAGGUCAUUGACAGGAACACUGAGCUGUGAUGUUAGAAAGCUGCAAACUGCACACUGUGCUAUCAGUGAAGACAUCCACAGCGCUCCUGAGGACAGCAGCCUCACAGAACAGUGGACUCGCACUGCACUCUGCAGGUUGAUGGGGUGCAAUGCAGGUCCUUCACAAGAACUGUGGCAGCCAAAUGUCUUUCCUGGUACGGCCAGCUCUUGCCUUGGGGGGUGGCCAGUGACUAACAUAUUGCAUUUUUGAUGGUUAAUUGUAUUAUAGAAGGCA